Cheilinus undulatus (humphead wrasse) is the source of this 2089-nucleotide messenger RNA. RefSeq lists its product as uncharacterized. Gene Ontology annotation, cellular component: mediator complex. Lineage: Eukaryota; Metazoa; Chordata; Actinopteri; Labriformes; Labridae. The transcript is spliced from 17 exons. Bases 233 to 2008 code for a protein of 591 amino acids. Gene Ontology annotation, biological process: regulation of transcription by RNA polymerase II; cellular response to thyroid hormone stimulus. Gene Ontology annotation, molecular function: transcription coregulator activity; nuclear thyroid hormone receptor binding; nuclear retinoic acid receptor binding. The record is from RefSeq and is a predicted model, not a curated record.
ACUAAUUCCUCACCGUCAUUAACAUACCACUAUCAUUAGGCGUAAUACUGCUACGUUAUGUUGCUUCUGUUAGUUGGCAACGUGGUUAACAUAAAGUCUAGAUUACAGCUAGUGGAUUUAACAUGCAUGUUAAUUGAUUAAUGAGCUAAUCCGCAUAAAUGUUGACACGUUUGUUCAUGAGCGGGCAGCUUGUCGAGCCAGAAAGAGUUUGAUACGGUUUCAAGAGCCAGUGAUGAAGACCAAGUCCAUAAUCUCAGACCUGCACUUGAAAUUUGCAGACAAGUCCUGGAAUGAAACCUUUCAGCUUGUCCGAAGAUGCAUGGACAAACCCAGAGAUGAAUCCAAACCUUGUGAGGUGCUUGUUAGAUCCCUGGAAAGGCUCCAAGAAGUCUUUAAUGUGUCCUCUGUGAACACCACCAAGUCUUGUCUGGAAAUGAUUGCCAAACAACAAAGAAUGGGCUUCCACAUAACUGAGGCUACCUGCUACCUGACAGCUGAUCUCUUCUACCUGGAGGUGGUGCUGUUGCCAUGUGGCGGGGUCAAGGAGGUCAAAGUGGCACCGCAUGGAGGAGCUCCUGUUCCUAGCGAGUCCCUCCUUCAGCUGCUGAGAUCACAAAAUUUUGCAGAGUUCUCCAUCAGACUGGAAGGCCUCUACACGCAGUACAACAUCCCUAGAGACAAUGAAAUGAAAUUAAAGUUAUUUGCUUCUCUACAAUGCCUUGGGAAGGAUUUGCAACAAAUAUCAGAUUUGCUGAGGACACUGAAGCUCUCAGAAAAAACAGUGGAAAGGAUUAACAAUGGCAGGAUUGGUUGCCUGAUGGCUGGAAAAGAAGAUUGCCCUCUGACCGUCCAGUUUUAUACCACCCAAGCUGAUGUUCAGAAGACUUCCGAUCUACAUGCAUCUGAAACAGAGAGAGUCAUCUAUGCAGCCCAGGUGACAGUCGGUGACAGCGAUGUGCCUCACAAGCUUCAGAUGGCGUCUGUGAUCCUGCAGCCUGCACAGCUGGAUCCCCGGGGUUAUCCCAUGUUCCUCCCGCUGAGCGAGGUUUCAAACGAGGCAUUUCCAGCCGUCUUUCUCCUCAAACUACAGCCAAAAAUACCAGUGAUGCCUUCUAUUAUUAACAAGUUCAGCCAAAUUACAGAUGUGGCCAUACCAGAUGUUGGCCUGCAGUGGGCGCCAUUACCCAAGCUUCUGAUGACACACUCUGGUUUAAACACCCUGCAGGUGACAUCAGAUGAGCUGGAUGCUGUUUUUAAAGUGUCUCUUCCUGAUGGUGGGAUGCAAAGGUACAUUUUCCCUGGAUCUGUGUGGAAGGAACCUGCUCAGAGAGCCGCUGCACUGGACAGCGUUCCUUUCACCCACCCCGCCCACAUCCCCGCCCUGCUGGAGCUGCUCCGACAUCAGUGCGCCAUCAACACCCUGCUGAGGAGCUGUGUCACUUCACAGUGGGACACAACAGGUCUGGUUUGUGAUCUGCACUUCGAAGUCCUUCCAGAGUCUGAGAGCAGCUUUUCUGUGACCUUCCAGCGCCCACACACUGACUCCCUCGCUGUUUUGCUGGUGAACGUAGCUGACUCUCGUAACCUCACUUGCACUUUGUUUGGAGCAGAAAUAGUGGAUCCUUCAGUGGAUGCAUACCUUUCUACUGUCUUGAUGAGGUGCAUGUCCAUCCCCGUCACCAUUAGAACUUUACGCAGCAGGCUAGAGGAGCUCACCUCUGCCCCACUUCCUCCACACCGCCCGGACACCACAGAAGCUGAAAAUGACCACUCUGCUCUCUCUGACGGAGCCGUGACCGCCAACAGCGGCGCCUCCACCGCACUCUCCCAGAGUGCAUCUGUGCCAGAGGAAAGCUUCAGUGUUUCAGGAUCAGCCUGCUAUUCUGUGUCUGAGCUGCAUCCUGAAAUAAACACCACUCCUGCUGUCAGCCCUUACACAUACACUGCUCCUGUGGGCGUGUUCUCACACUGGGUGACCAGUAACGGACAACUGUCAGAGCCAAUCUGAAAAACACGUGCUAAUCUCAGUUUAAGCCUUUAGAAAGUGUUAUUUUUUUAAGACUUCAAUAAAUGCGAUGUUAAAUAAACA